AUCCAUUCCCACAUCUCUCUCUCUUUUCCCUCUUCACUUCUCAAACCACCAAACAGAAGAUUAAAAAAAAAGAUGACUUUAACAUUACGUUCAUCAACUUCUUUCAUCAAUCUUAAAGACACCAGGAGCCUGAAAACUCCUGAGGAGUUCUCCAGCAAUAAUAUUUUCUUUGCACAAACAAAGCCGUCAUGCCGUAUCCGAGCUGCGAAGAGCUCGACGCUGCAGGAGGCGGCACAGCUCUCGCGCGAGAAGCCCUCGAUUUCCACAGAAGGGUGGAGAAAUGAGGAGCGGCCGGAGAAGCUGCACGCGCUGUCAGGGUGCCACAGCGCGAAUAAUGAUUCAAGGGUGCCUGUGUUCGUGAUGCUGCCGCUCGACACGGUGACGCACGGAGGCAAUCUUAACAAGCCGCGAGCAAUGAAUGCAAGCUUGAUGGCGUUGAAGAGUGCAGGAGUGGAAGGAGUGAUGGUGGAUGCUUGGUGGGGGUUGGUGGAGAAAGAUGGGCCUCUCAAGUAUAAUUGGGAAGGGUAUGCUGAGCUUGUGCAGAUGGUUCAAAAGCAUGGCUUGAAGCUCCAGGUUGUCAUGUCUUUUCAUCAGUGUGGAGGGAAUGUUGGAGACUCUUGCAGCAUUCCAUUACCUCCAUGGGUGUUGGAAGAAAUCAGCAGGAACCCUGAUCUUGUCUAUACAGACAAAUCAGGGAGGAGGAAUCCUGAGUACAUCGCCUUGGGUUGUGAUUCAUUGGCUGUUCUUAGAGGAAGAACACCCAUUCAAGUCUACACAGACUACAUGAGGAGCUUUCGAGAAAGAUUCAAAGAUUAUUUGGGCGAAGUUAUUGUGGAAAUUCAAGUGGGAAUGGGUCCUUGCGGGGAGCUCAGAUAUCCAUCUUAUCCAGAGAGCAAUGGAACAUGGAGGUUUCCUGGAAUUGGAGAAUUUCAAUGCUAUGACAAGUACAUGAGAGCUUCCCUAAAAGCAGCAGCAGAGGCGAAAGGGAAGAGUGACUGGGGAAGAAGCGGACCGCAUGAUGCCGGUCAAUACAAUCAAUUUCCUGAAGACACUGGAUUUUUCCGCAGGGAAGGAACAUGGAACGGUGAAUAUGCACAGUUCUUUCUGGAGUGGUAUUCUGGAAAGCUAGUAGAACAUGGUGAUAGAAUCCUUGCUGCUGCAAAAGGAAUCUUUCAAGAAACUGGAGCAAAACUUUCAGGAAAAGUAGCUGGAAUCCACUGGCAUUACAGAACAAGGUCCCAUGCAGCAGAGCUAACCGCCGGAUACUAUAACACUAGACAUAGAGAUGGUUACCUUCCAAUAGCGCGAAUGAUGGGCAAACAUGGAGUUGUACUUAACUUCACUUGCAUGGAAAUGAAAGACGGAGAACAGCCCGAGCAUGCGAAUUGCUCGCCGCAAGGGUUAGUUCGGCAAGUAAAGAUGGCGACAAGGAGUGCUAGAAUAGAACUUGCAGGUGAGAAUGCUCUGGAGAGGUAUGAUGAGAGUGCAUAUGGACAAGUUUUGGAAACAAGUAGGUCGGAUUCUGGCAAUGGAUUGUGUGCAUUCACGUUUUUAAGACUGAAUAAGAGGUUGUUCGAAGAAAACAAUUGGCGGAACCUGGUGCAAUUUGUGAAAGGCAUGUCAGAUGGUGGUCGAAACACAAGACUUUCGGAGUGCGACUCCAGUGGAACUAACCUGUACGUUGGAUUCAUCAAAGAGAAGAAUGCAAAGGAUGUUAAAGAGGUUGCUCUUGUAUAAAGACUAUCUGUGCGUGUUAAGUUGUAAUAAUGCAUAUUUUAGUGUAUUAUUAUAAUGUAAAGAAAAAAGGAAAACAGGAAAACAGGGUGGGGGGGAACCAUAAUACCUAUACACUAUAUAUAACCUGUCUCUUAUGCUUAGCUCUGACAGAGUUAAAGACAAGAAUAGAAUUCUGUAUCUGCAACACCUAAAGUCUGUAAAGUUUGGAGCCUGAAUUUUUCUAAGGCA
Molecule: messenger RNA, 1965 nt
Organism: Corylus avellana
Lineage: Eukaryota; Viridiplantae; Streptophyta; Magnoliopsida; Fagales; Betulaceae
Gene: CT-BMY
Product: chloroplast beta-amylase
Biological process (GO): polysaccharide catabolic process
Molecular function (GO): beta-amylase activity
Source: RefSeq, a predicted model, not a curated record